Molecule: messenger RNA, 3980 nt
Organism: Sus scrofa (pig)
Lineage: Eukaryota; Metazoa; Chordata; Mammalia; Artiodactyla; Suidae
Source: RefSeq, a predicted model, not a curated record
CGACGCUGUUGCCAUGGCAGCGGUCGAGGAACCAGGCUAGGGUUUGCUGAGGCUCCCACAAGCUACAGUCGCUCCGGGGGGGCAGUUCCAUGAGCGGAGCAGACACGGGCUGAGGCUGCGACUCCAGAGACUGAGCCUGACGAGUUGGACUCAGGAAGCCGGGCCCCUGGGUGAGCCUCUGACCCUGAGCCCCAGAUCCAACCAGAGAGUCUGAGAGCCAGGCACACUCAGACAUCCAGCUCCACGGGCAGGCGCUGUGCAAAGAAGCCACAAGGAUGGCGCACCUGCUGGGCAGUCAGGCCUGCAUGGACAACCUGCGCAAGGACCUCACCGACCUGCAGGGUGCCAUCGUGGACGUGUUCUCACGUGCCGGGCCUGUGCACUUCCCCUCCUGGAAGUUCCCCGACCGCGUGGCCUGUGACCUGGACAUGGUGGCCCUGCUGGAACACUAUGACCAUGUGCCGGGUGACCCCGAGUUCACGCAGCUGUCCCAUGCGGUGCUGCUGGAGCUGGUCAUCGACAGGCUCCUGCUGCUGCUUCAGAGCUGCACAAGCUAUGUGGAGAACAUUGGCUCAGAGCAGACAGUGCCCCCAGCAGGGGCUGCAGGGCCCUGCAUGUCCGUGGGUCUCACAGUGCGACGCUUCUGGAACAGCCUGCUGAGGCUGGGCACGUUCAACCAGCAGGCAGUCCCCCAGGAAAGGGCAAACCAAGGGGAGACCCCCACCUCCAAGCCCUCAGCCAAGAGUGAGCCAGCCGGGAGCCCUGAAUUUAUAACUGCCAAGCUCAAACCCUCCCCCCCAAUGCCAGGCUUGCCCCAGACUUGCCAAGAACUGGACAGCCUUCCCUUCAGCGUCUCCCUGCAGGGUCCAGCCAGGACGGCAGAGAACACCAGGAGCGUGCACUCCCAGACCGUGGAGACGGCCCUGGUGCCCUGUGAUGCGUGCACCAGUGUCCAGGGCAGCCUGCGGGAGGUGGGCAAGGUGGUCAUCAGCCUGUGUCAGAGCCAGAACCUGCCCUCGUCCUUAGGCCAAUUCCAGCAUCUGGUGCAGGACAGCAUGGGGCUCAGACCACUGCCAGCCACCACCGUGGGCCACUGGGCAGCAGAGCAGAGCAAAGACCUGAUGCGCCUCACCAAGCACGUGGGGGCCCUCACUCAGCUUGUGGGGCCCCUCAGGGCGCAGCUGGAGGAGGCUGAGGGGCAGAAGGAUGGACUGAGGAAGCAAGUGGGUGAGCUGGAGCAGGCCCUGCAGCAGGAGCAGGGGGCACAGCAGCGGCAGGCAGAGGAGUCCGAGCAACGCCUGGCCAAGUGGGAGUGCGACAGGCAGCAGCUGCUCAAAGAAACAAGUGACCUCAAGAUGAAGGUGGCCACCCUGGAGAAGGAGCUGAAGCAGCAGCAGGAGUCUACACAGGCUGUGGAGACAAAGGCCCAGCAGCUACAAGAGGAAGCCAAACACAGAGCUGAGGCUGAGAGGCAAGUGCAGCAGCUGGAGGAGCAGGUGCAGCUGCUGGCAGGGCGGCUGGAUGGAGCCAGCCAGCAGAUCCGUUGGGCCAGCACAGAGCUGGACAAGGAGAAGGCCCGUGUGGACAGCAUGGUCCGCCACCAAGAGUCCCUGCAGGCCAAACAGCGAGCCCUGCUGCAGCAGUUGGACAGCCUGGACCAGGAGCGAGAGGAGCUGCGGGGCAGUUUGGAUGAGGCCGAGGCCCAGCGGGUCCAUGUGGAGGAGCAGCUGCAGAGCGUGCAGAGUGAGAGGGAGCAAGGGCAGUGCCAGCUCCAGGCCCAGCAGGAGCUGCUGCACAGCCUGCAGCAAGAGAAGCAAAGCCUGGAGCUGGCAACCACGGAUCUGCAGCUGACCAUCUCAGAGCUGGAACGGGAGCUCGUGGAGCUGAGGGAGCGGGAGAGGCUUCUGGUGGCCUUCCCAGACCUGCACAGGCCCAUGGAAGCCCAAAUCCAAAGUAGGGGCCCAGGGUCGGCACAGUCCCAACUACAGUGUGUCCUCACAGGCUCUGGCAAUGUCACAGACGACAUGGAGAGGCAGGUGCAGGCCAACGACAUCCGCAUCCACGUCCUGCAGGAGGAGAAUGGGCGGAUCCGGUCGAUGCUGUCCAAAAUCCGGGAGGUGGCCCAGCAGGGUGGCCUCAAGCUGAUCCCACAGGACCAGCUCUGGGUCCCUCCCAGCAAGGGACUCCAGGGAGCAGCGCCCCUGACCCAGGCCCAGAGAGCAUCCCCAGGGUCUCUGGGCAGGCGGCACCCAUCUGGCAGCAGGACGGCCAGUGCAAGCAGGACCCUGCCGGGCCAGCCCCGGGCAACCCCACCUUGCAGUGGGCCCACCAAGUCCUCCCUAGAGGACCUAACUCACUCAACCAACUGCACCCAGAACCCCAUCCGGGCCUUGGCCAGGCUAAGGAGGAGGCUGUCGCCAGGCCGGGGCCAGGUAGGCCCUGCACACCAGCCCGAGCAGCGGCCCACAUAGCCUGAAGCAGGGUGGGGCCGAGAGCAACCCACUGAUGUAAUAAAGCCCAGGCCAUCUGCUCAGUGACCUGGGCCUCAGCACUGGCUCAGUCAGGGGAAGAGUCCUUCCUUCCCCAUCCCGAGUCCCCAGCCAUACCAGGCAUCGGCCAGCAGAGGCCUGGCAUACCAUGCACCCUCGGUAAAUGGAAGCUUCCUGGCUCCCUCCUGACAGGGGUAAUGGGGGAAGAGGACACAGGCAGGCAGCGUCCAGCACCUGGGCCGUGGAAAAGGCAGUCUUUUGAUCCCAACAGCAAAGACUAAGGGGUGACAUGACCUCAGGGACCCACACCAAUGGAGAGCAGGGUCAGGGCAGGGGGUGUGCAAGGGAAGGAGCACCGCCACCAAGGCGGGCUGCAUGAGGACAUCUGACGCAAGGGAGGAGUCCAGCUGGGGUCCAGGCUCAGGCUCACAGAGGUAGGUGGGGGGCAGAGGCCACACCGCUGACCUGAGAAUGGAGACAUUAAGGAGCCAAGAUGGUCAGCCCUCCUUUCACUGAGGGACACCUCCCCUUCAGGAAACAUGAGUCACAAAGGGGGUCUCUAAAUCCAGGGGGUUGGAUCCCCAGGAGGCCACUGAAGGCACGGCAAGGCUGCAUCCAGCCAGAAAGUACAGGCCCAGGCAUGGAUGCCACCAGUCACGCCAGGCCCGCUGAGGCCAGUUUCCUCACGAAGCCUCCAGCCUUCCCUGAGCCAUCUCGCCUCUGAAGGUCAGGUGCUAAGACCUUACUGAAGACAACUAGGGGUGUGGGAGAGGAUGCUCUUGGCUUUCUAUGCAGUUUUAUCUGGUUAGGAGGCCAAAUAGAGCAUCUUAGUUUACAGAGAAGGUCAAGAGAGGCUGGGUGUGUAGCUGAACAGGCAUGGCCAGAGACCCCCUGAGGGAGGCUGGGUCCCUCACAGGUGAGAACCAGUCCUCGGUGGGCUCCCUGAGUCAGAGGCUUGGGCCCAAGGGCAUAGGGAGGACCUGUCACAGCACAGCGCUUCUCUGCAUCCAUUUAGUAGCUCACAGAUCUGUAGGUCAGACCUCCAAGCCCUGUGUGGCUGGGUUCUCCGCUCAGGGCCUCAGAAAUCAAAGCAUCUGCCAGGCUGCAUUCCUCUUGCAAGGGACUAGGGAAGGAUCCAGGCUCGUCCUGACUGUUGGCAGAGCUCCCCUUCUUGCAGCUGUACAACUAAGGUCCGCUCCCUUGCUGGCCGCUGUCAGCCAAAGCCACUCUUGGCUCUCCGAGGCUAUCCAUCUUCCUUGCCACGUGGCCCCCUCCAUCUUCAAGUUGGCAACAGAAAAUUUCUCAUGCACUGAGUCCCCUCCAUGCUUCAAAUGCCUGACUUUUUCUUCUUUCACCAGCUGGAGAAAACCCUGCUUUUAAUGGGUUCAUGUGGUUAGGUCAGGCCCACUUGGAUACUUUGCCAUAUUAAGGUCAACUUGUGCCAUAAAAUAUAACCUAAUCGUGGGAGUAAAAUCCAUCAGUCACAGUUCA